AAAACUUGUAGAAGAGCCAGGCUCUGAAUUAUAUAAAGUUUUUUCCCCCUAUUCGUUAAACAGGAGGAUAAAAGAAUACCACACUUUGUAAGGAUGUCAAAUGCUCAGUCAUUGGAUAUCCCUGAAGUUCUUAAAGAAGAUGACAGACCGAAGUGGGAUAAUAAAUUGCAGUAUAUUUUAAGCUGUGUUGGAUUUGCAGUAGGCUUGGGAAAUGUUUGGAGAUUUCCAUACUUGUGUCAAAUAUAUGGAGGAGGAGAAGAUCUCCUGAGAUGGGGUGUCAACUGGAAUGGUAAAGAAAGCGUCUUUCAGAUUGAGCACCGAAAAAUAGGGGCAUUCUUGAUCCCAUAUGUCAUAGCACUUGUCUUUGAAGGAAUCCCAUUGUUUCAUCUUGAACUAGCCAUGGGACAGCGCUUGAGAAAAGGCAGCAUUGGUGUCUGGAAUACCAUCUCACCUUACUUUGGAGGAGUUGGUAUUGGUUCAUUGAUGGUGUCAUUCAUUGUGAGCUUAUAUUAUAACACCAUUUUAACCUGGGUGAUGUGGUAUUUCAUUAACUCCUUCCAAGAGCCCCUUCCUUGGAGUGCUUGCCCACUAAAUGGGAACAGAACAGGACACAUUGAAGAAUGCCAUGAAAGUACUGCAGUAAAUUAUUUCUGGUACAGGAGAACUUUAAACAUAAGCUCUGAUAUCACUGACAGUGGCAACUUACAAUGGUGGUUAGUUUUGUGCUUGGCCAUUUGCUGGACAAUUGUGUACAUUUGUACCAUUCGAGGAAUUGAAUCCACAGGAAAGGCUAUUUAUGUAACAGCCAUAUUUCCUUAUCUGGUCCUAACUAUAUUCCUUAUUCGUGGACUCACCCUACCAGGAGCCACUGAAGGUUUAGUUUACCUCUUCACUCCUAAUCUGAACAUUCUCAAAAAUCCCCGUGUAUGGCUUGAUGCAGCCACCCAGAUAUUUUUCUCUCUCUCCUUGGCUUUUGGAGGACUCAUAGCAUUCUCAAGCUACAACUCACCAAAAAAUGACUGUGAGAAGGAUGCUGUGACAAUAGCAAUUGUAAAUAGUAUGACAUCACUGUAUGCCUCCAUCCCAAUUUUUUCUAUUUUGGGAUUUAAGGCAACCACUGGUUAUUGGGACUGCCUGGACAGGAACAUUAUCAGUAUCCUCAAUGAAUUUGAUCUUCCGGACCAAAGCAUCACAAGAGACAACUAUACAAUCUGGUUUGGAUUCCUGAAUACAACCCAUCCAAAAAAAAUCACUAGUCUCAAAUUGAGAAGUUGUGACCUUCAAGAAUUUCUUGACCAGAGUGCAUCUGGAACUGGCCUUGCCUUUCUUGUUUUCACUGAAGCAAUUAUUCUGAUGCCUGGCUCACAGGGCUGGGCUGUCCUGUUUUUUGUAAUGCUGUUCAGCUUGGGUCUUUCCUCUAUGUUUGGAAACAUUGAGGGAAUUUUGACUCCUCUCUUGGAGCUUCCUGUUGUAUCUAAAUCUGUACCCAAGGAGGUUCUAUCAGGUGUAAUAUGCCUGGUCUCCUUCGUGACAGCUCUGUGUUUUACCCUGAGGUCUGGAAGUUACUGGCUUGAAAUUUUUGACAGUUAUGCCGGUUCCUUGCCUUUGCUAAUCAUCGCUUUCUUUGAAGUGACUGGUGUUGUCUAUGUUUAUGGAAUUAAAAGGUUCAGUGAUGAUGUGAAAUGGAUGACAGGACGACAACCAAACUUCUACUGGCAGGUGUCGUGGAGAAUUAUUAGCCCUCUGCUAAUGCUUACAGUCUUUAUUGCCUUUGUUACCCUUCAGACCCAGAAUCAACCAAGCUAUGGAGCCUGGAAUCCUAAAUAUAAAGAUUUUCCCAUGAAGGAGGAGAAAGACUAUCCAGCUUGGAUACUGGCCAUCUGUGUCCUGUUGGUAGUCCUCCCUUGUAUAUUCAUACCUAUGGUAGCAUUCUAUCAUCUGAUGAAAAGAAUGCUAGGAAGGAGAAAGAAGGAAGGAACCUAACCCUGU
Caretta caretta (loggerhead turtle) is the source of this 1989-nucleotide messenger RNA. The record is from RefSeq and is a predicted model, not a curated record. NCBI's taxonomy places the organism in Eukaryota, Metazoa, Chordata, Testudines, Cheloniidae.